Acaulospora colombiana is the source of this 657-nucleotide messenger RNA. Lineage: Eukaryota; Fungi; Glomeromycota; Glomeromycetes; Diversisporales; Acaulosporaceae. The record is from the annotation of a GenBank genome assembly.
AUGAUGGAAAGAUUACGUCAGGUCCUUCCGCCUAUCGUCGAGAAGAUAAUAAAAGACAGAGAACAGAUCGAGUCAAGAACCCGGAAGCGAGCGGAUUUCGCGUUGCUUUCCGGCGGCGCAAGGGUUAUAUUACAUUUGACCUCCUCUCCUUACAUUGAAUAUCCUAAUGGCUUGAUCAAGAAGAGCGUCGCGAGAUUCCUCGGCCGUGGAAUAAUCCGAACAAAGCAGCCGGAAAUUGCCAUUUCCUCGGAUAAUAACGUGGGUAAUUGUUACUGUUUCAGAGGUGCAACCGGGCAUGUCGCGAUUGAAUUGAGCAGAUUUAUUGAAGUAUCAUCAAUAACCUAUGUUCACCUGGAUCCUGACCUGGCCUUCGAACCGAAAGAUUUGAGGAGCGCGCCAAAAGAUUUUGAAGUAUGGGUGAUUCGAGAUGGAAAUAUGCAUGAGAACAGGGAACAAUACAACACGGAGGCGUUACUACUGGGAAGGUUUAGCUACGAGCUAGGAGGUCCGAGUGCACAGAGAUUCGAAGUUAAUUACGAAGGAAAGGCAAUUCCAGUAGUAAAGAAGGUGUUAUUUAAGGUGAACAGUAACUGGGGCGAGGAUAAAUAUACUUGUCUUUACCAGAUUAAGGUGCACGGUCGAGUUAUGAGCCGUUAA